Messenger RNA from Spinacia oleracea (spinach), 1710 nucleotides. Its product is annotated as F-box/FBD/LRR-repeat protein At5g22660. The transcript has a single exon. Gene Ontology annotation, molecular function: protein binding. The coding region runs from base 117 to 1619 and encodes 500 amino acids. NCBI's taxonomy places the organism in Eukaryota, Viridiplantae, Streptophyta, Magnoliopsida, Caryophyllales, Amaranthaceae. The record is from RefSeq and is a predicted model, not a curated record.
AGUUAUUUAGCAAAUUUGCCGAUAAAGAAUUUCCUUUCCCAAAAAAAAAAACUAUUAGACUCGUCAGAAGUAGAAAGUAACCCCUGCAAGUCUGCAACCGAUUCUUCAAGACAACAAUGGAUUAUAUCUUGAACGUCAACAACAAUGGCAGAAGACAACGCAGAAGAUUAAACAACCAAGAAGAAGACCGAUUUAACUCACUUCCUGACGUCAUCCUCACCGAGAUUCUCUCUUCCCUCCCAAUCAAUUCCGCCGCCACCACCUCCGUCUUAUCUCGCCGGUGGCGCCACCUUUGGACUAGAGUUACAAGGUUUGAAAUCGACUUUAGUUCCUCCACGAAAACUUCACGGAAUAUCCUCUCAAUCGUCGGCGACAUCCUACAACAGCUGACCACCCCGAAACUCAAUACCUUUCAUCUCGCUUUACCGUCGGAAUCCAACUUAGAUGAUCCUGAUGCAACAGAACCCUGUUUUCGUGAAGUCUUUCGCCGAAAUGUGGAUGAAAUCAUUUUCAAUGCCGGAUUCCGGAGUUUCUUUCGAGUACCGGCUGCUUGUGUGUUUGAUUCUCAAACUCUGGUAAUUUUAAAAUUGAUUGGUAUGCUUAAGAUUGAAUUGCCUAAAAACGUAGCUAUUCAACUUCCUAAUUUGAAGAAACUUAGUUUGUGCUACCUUCUUGAUGUUCCUCUUUGGUUACGGACGAUGUUUCAAUCUUGCCCAGUUUUGGAAGAUUUACAUUUGAGUUUUGAUCUGAUCUCUUUACCCCAACCCCAGAAUGAACCUUCUUUGGUGAAUAUAAUUUCUCCCAAUUUGAAAUCAUUAGAGUUGCGUAUGAAUUCCUGGAGUCACCUAGAACGGAGCAAGAUAUCAAUUGAUGCGCCCAAAUUGGCAAACCUUAGAAUUCGUGAUUACAAUUCGUUUUAUUACUUUCUCCAGAAUCCGAGCUUGUUAGUUAAUGCGUGUAUUGACUUGAAGGGGGAUUCAUCCCUCGAGUUCAAUGGGGAAGAACCAGAGGAGGAAGAUUCAAGAGAGGAAGAGGAUAAUUAUGUAAACCAGAUGUGUAAGUUUUUUGGAAAAAUGUCUAGUGUUGGCAGCCUUGAGCUAGAUGUCAAAAACCGUACAAAUAUAUUCACUCACCUUCAUUCUGUGAAUAUCCCAAUCUUUCAUAAUCUAGUGCGUUUGAAAACAAAUUGUUUAAAGGAUUUGCUGCAUUCUUUACAAUACUUUCCUAACUUGGAGCAUUUUGAGGUGAGCUUGUGGUUGGAAGAUAAUGAUCUCCCAAUGGAGAAGAGGAAUUGGUGUACACCGGAUUCUGUACCGGAUUGUUUGGCGAAUAAGCUGAAGACAAUACAAAUAGGGGGACUUAAGGGGAUUGGUGAUGACCUUAAGUUGGUAGAGUACAUUCUAGGUAAUGCAAUGGUGUUGGAAAAGCUUUGUAUAGAGGUUCGUAUCAAGGUGGAAUAUGAGAAAGCAGUGUGGAAGGAAUGUAUGUUCUGUAAGUCCUUGUUCAGUCUUCCAAAGAGCUCAUCAAAUUGUGAGAUUGUGGUUUCAGGAAGAAGUGUCACAGCAUCAGGUGAUGUUUUUAAAAAUGAACACCUUACAUGUAAUGUGCUCCUGGAUUGAUUAGUGUUUACAUAUGCAACUUGACAAUGUAGGUAUUGACUACUCAACUCUUUUGAUUUUUGGUGUAUGUAUAUGAUUUGGUUUAUGCUUA